CAAGCUCAUCGUGCCGCUGGUAUUUUCUGAGUUCGCCUUUCACGGGCACAUGAACCUUCUCGCUCACCGUCGAUGGUUUGAAUAAACUUUAUUGCUAGCGGUGCUGGUAUCUUGUCAACAUGGGGGCACGAGUAGCGCGUAUGUUCAGAAAUGUCAACCUAGAAAACCGGGUGUUCCGAGAAAUCUCCAAGGAAAAGCCGCAGGCUGCACCCCGACACGCAGCCAACCUCCCGGCCUCUACCGGCGGCUCCGAAGCGGAGGCAGCAGUGGAUUCAGUCAGCAAGAAGAACGACCCGCUGCUGAGGCUCCUCAAGUCUGUGUAUGUGGAGUCGAAAGAUCCAGCACCAGCACCAGCAUCAGCACCAGCAGAGGCAUCAAAGGAAGUGACACAGGGUAAAGAAGAAGAUGAGCGCCGGCCGCUCAAGUUCAGUUUACCGGGGGACCCAUUUGGCCACGUGGAGCUCACAGAUGUCCCUAAAGGCAAACUGACCAUCGCUGAGGCGCUGAAGGCCCUCAGCAGCCACCAGCGUCAACCUCAGAUGUGGACGCCGGAGAAGAUCGCUCAGGAGUACUCUCUUGACUUGAAAGACACAAAGGCUCUUCUAGAGUUCUUCAUCCCCUUCCAGGUUCAGAUCAUACCGCCCAAGACUGAAGAUGCCAAGCAGAUAAAGGCUUCUUAGGACUAGAUUGUUGGUGAAUGGUAAAUAAAAGACAAAACAUCUCCAGAUAUAUCUAUGUACGUUAAUAUAUUGGCAGUGGCAGAGUGACCUGAUUGGAACUGAUAAGGCAGAGUUUCUCAAGCUUGGGGUUUGGACCCAAUGUCGGGUUGCUUGAUACCCUGGCAUAUUCCCAAGGUUGAAUUAUUGGUAAUUGUGAAACAAUCUAGGAAAAAUGUAAACAAUAAAAUGAAUUAAUAACUAUAUUUAACAAAUAUUUGAUCUUUAGAUAUAGCAUUGUUUCUUUAUCAUCCCUUUCCCAUUCCUGUAUGCGAGAGUUCCAAAAAAGGUUGAGAAACCCUAGUUUGAAGGAAUUCUUCAUCAUUUUGUCAAAAACACUUAUUAGAUUUGUGAGAUGAAAAGAUGGAUAUUAAUCUCGUGUUUGUGCGUAGAGUACAGAGCUGGAGUCAAGAUGUGGUUAGCCUAGUUGAGCAUAAAGGCUGGAAGCAGAGGGAAACAUUUUGCCUAGCUCUGUCUAAAGUUUGCCUAGCAACACCUCUAAGGCUUUGUAAUGAACAACUAUGCCCUUUGUUUCAUCUGUACACGUUACUGUGACGUGUGCUGUUCAUCCAGUGUUGAUGCGUUUGUGUAGGCUAACACAGACGCUACUGUAGCUCUACGCAGGGUUCCCAUGGCAGAUUUCUAAUAGAUAUGCUGCACUGGGUUUCUGAUAAAGAAAAGAAAUUAGAUCUGUAGUAAACGCAGACUGAUUAUACUAUUCCACUAAUCUAAAUAGCUAUUACAUAAUGCAGAGGUUGGCAAAUAAUGGCUCCUGGGCCAAAUCCGGCCUCCUCGCAAAUUGAUUUGGUCCCCUGGAGAAAGUUGUCUUUCAUAGUGUACAUCAAAACCUUUAUAUGAUUAGUCAUAAAUCUACUGUAGAUGACAGUGUAAAUACGAGGCUUGUGUAAAUCCCAAUACAUAGGGUCUGCCCCCAUGUGAAGAGAGCAUUCAGACUGCAGCUGUUCUGCCCACUGUGACAUCUCACAAUGUCCUCUGAUACAGAAGGCCUAUUACACGUUGAAUGAAAAAAAUAAAAUAGAAUAAAAUUAAAAGAAAAAAAAAAGAAUAUUGACCAGUAUCUCAAUUGAGAUGUUAACCGCUGAAAAUUAUGUUGAACAAAUGUGAAAUAUUUUCAGGCUCAUGUGAAACAAUUGCCUUAUUUUCUGCAUAAAAUGAAAAGCCAGGUGAAAAAAAGCAUUGUGAGUCUUGCAAAUGAGCCCAAAUGUCAUACUUACCGUAUGCCUCCAACUUUACAUAGCAAGAAUACAGGAGCUUUUGAUCGGGCAGCUCGUGAUCAACCAAUGAUCAUUCAGGUUUUACUUUGAAUUUAAAUUUCAUUUUCUUUCAAAUAUUGGGAGCCUUCUUUUCAAACAGCUGUCAGUUAGAAAAGCAGCCCCUAUCAGUAGAGUUCUGUUAUUUAUGUUAUAAUGCCAUUAAUGUGGUAGUUGGGAAAUGCAUUCAUUAAUAUGGUCGCAGAAGCAGUCUGUGAAUUUUGACAGUGCUGGCAUAGCCGGAGCAAUGGGAUGGAAUGGGAAUGAUGUACCCGGACAACAUGAAGUACACUCAUAAAUGAUAAGGAUGACCUUGUGGCACUUGCACCAGUUUCGCUGCAUAUACGCACACUUUUUGAGAAU
Molecule: messenger RNA, 2350 nt
Organism: Xiphias gladius (swordfish)
Lineage: Eukaryota; Metazoa; Chordata; Actinopteri; Istiophoriformes; Xiphiidae
Gene: ndufaf4
Product: NADH:ubiquinone oxidoreductase complex assembly factor 4
Exons: 3
Coding region: 120-680 (186 amino acids)
Biological process (GO): mitochondrial respiratory chain complex I assembly
Cellular component (GO): mitochondrion
Source: RefSeq, a predicted model, not a curated record